UUAGUUCUGGGAAGUACGAAGUACCAAAUACUUUCUCUCGCUCCGUCAUUUGUCAUGGACUUCGGCCGGUUAACCGUCACAUUCCUCCUCCUCUCAUUCGCUACUAGUUCCUUAUCGGAACGAUUAAUCCGUAUGUCAACGGAAGAUCGAGGAACAUCAUCAGUCUAUUCUGGUGUCCCCAGUUCUCGUAGAAAUACGGAUUUGUUAUGUGAAAGCUGGAAGUUCUCCGUUGAAACCAAUGAUGCCGGUGUCUGGUACACUGUGCCCGAAAAGUGCGUGAGCUUCGUCAACAACUACUUGAAUGGUGAACGAUAUCGAUAUGAUUCGGAAGUCAUUGCCGAUUACGCUAUAGAGUACGCAAAGACGGUGAAUAUCGCCGGCGAUGGCAAAGACGCUUGGAUCUUUGAUGUUGAUGAGACUUUGCUCUCGAAUCUGCCUUGGUAUGCGACUCACGGAUUCGGAUCGGAGGUGUUUGAUGAGGAUUCUUUCAACAAGUGGGUAGAUUUGGCAGAGGCUCCUGCCUUACCAGCAAGUUUAAGGUUGUACAAUGAACUUCAACAGUUAGGGUUUAAGAUUUUCUUGUUGACAGGCCGAACUGAAUCCCAAAGAAAAUCUACAGAUAAGAAUCUUCUGGAUGCUGAAUACACCAACUAUGAAAGCCUUAUCUUAAGGGCAACUUCAGAUGAAGGUAAACCGGCUACUUUGUAUAAAUCUGAGAAGAGACAGGAACUUAUAGAUGGAGGUUAUAGGAUACAUGGAAGCUCGGGAGACCAAUGGAGUGAUUUGUUGGGUUUUGCAAUAGGAACAAGAUCCUUUAAACUUCCAAAUCCUAUGUAUUACAUCUUGUGAUUUUAUACAACAAUAUAAAUGCUCCAAAAUUUCAUGUUUGUAUAACUUCCAAUUCAUGUAUUUGCUUCUAUAUCGUGUAAGUGUAAGUUGUCAUUAGGUUUUGUACGGAUAAAAUGUGUUUGAAUAAAUGAUGUUUUUUUUUGAGAAAA
Messenger RNA from Lactuca sativa (garden lettuce), 998 nucleotides. Its product is annotated as acid phosphatase 1. NCBI's taxonomy places the organism in Eukaryota, Viridiplantae, Streptophyta, Magnoliopsida, Asterales, Asteraceae. Gene Ontology annotation, molecular function: acid phosphatase activity. The record is from RefSeq and is a predicted model, not a curated record.